AUGAAAACCAAGGGCGCCAAGAAGGGAGCUGGCGCCGGAGAAGCCCCAAAUUCCGAGGAGAGCAGCUCUGAUGAUGAGGUCGAUAGCGGCCCCUAUUGUAUUUGCCGUGGCCCAGACGACCAUAGGUGGAUGAUAGGCUGUGACGUCUGUGAAGACUGGUUUCAUGGCGAAUGCAUCCACAUCGACAAAGAGCUGGGCGAGAAACUCAUAGAACGAUUUGUCUGCCCUAGAUGCACCGAUGGCAUAGACAACUACACCAAAUAUAAGAAGACGUGUUCGCUUGAUGGUUGCACCAAUCCGGCUCGCUUGUACGGUAAGAAGGACAAGUCCGUGUUCUGCUGCAAUGAUCACUGCGAUACUUGGUGGGGUUCUAUGAUCAACACCCUGCCCACGAAAGCAGCAUCCCAAAAGGCCGUCGAGGUUCUCACCCAGGAGGACUUCAUGGGUCUACUGGCUGCUACUGCUGAUCAGGGUGGUUGGAAACUGGGUGAUGAGCCUUUCGGAAAGAUCGAGGGUCUGUGGGCAAACGGCUUGCCAACCCGUCCUGGCGUUCUCAGCGAUGAAGAGCAGGCCUUUCUGCAGAACUCAGCUGCUGAGCGCCUGGCCCUUGGCAACGAGAUCGUCAUGUACAAGAAGAUGAUACAACUCCUAGACUGGGCCAACCACCGACGCCUGACUGCCAUUGAGAAGGAGAAAAUGACCAAAGAUGGCUGCGGUUAUGACUACCGCUUGGACGACGUUUCGGUCCGCCACGCCUUUGCCGCCUGGCUCGACUCUCCCGAAGGCCAAGCCACAUUCACGGUCGGCAAGCUCGACACUCCUAUUGAACCCGGCGAUGGCGAACCUGCCACACGCGGAAUGUGCGAGAAGAAGCGUUGCACAGCCCACAAGGGCUGGUAUAAGAUACUCAUGAGCGCGGUUCGUAAUCAGAUAAAGGAGACGGCUACGGCUGCGGCGGACAAGCUGGACUCAGAGGAUGUCCUGCGGCAGCAGGCGGUGAUCAGAUUUGAGAGACGUCAGUUGGAGAAUAACUGGGUCGAAGUUAUUGACCCAAACUAA
Messenger RNA from Pseudomassariella vexata, 1059 nucleotides. RefSeq lists its product as uncharacterized. The record is from RefSeq and is a predicted model, not a curated record. The transcript has 2 exons. Gene Ontology annotation, cellular component: Set1C/COMPASS complex. Gene Ontology annotation, biological process: positive regulation of DNA-templated transcription. NCBI's taxonomy places the organism in Eukaryota, Fungi, Ascomycota, Sordariomycetes, Amphisphaeriales, Pseudomassariaceae. The coding region runs from base 1 to 1059 and encodes 352 amino acids.